Molecule: messenger RNA, 639 nt
Organism: Vicia villosa (hairy vetch)
Lineage: Eukaryota; Viridiplantae; Streptophyta; Magnoliopsida; Fabales; Fabaceae
Product: putative F-box protein At1g67623
Exons: 2
Coding region: 1-639 (212 amino acids)
Source: RefSeq, a predicted model, not a curated record
AUGUCAUCAUCAGAAAUAAAAUUAGAGAAGAAAAGUAAUAAGAGUGAAGAUGUGUCAUCUUCCUCCAUACAAUCACUUCCAAGAGACUUACUACGUGACGUGAUUAUAAAUGUAGGCUCUCAGUCUUUCGUUGAUCUUCACAAAAUAAAAGUAUGUUGCAAAGACUUUCUCGAAGUUGCACAAGAAAGUGAAAAUAUUGAGAGCUUGUAUAGAGAGGGAUUACUUAAGUACUUUAAUUAUUCGAAUGGAAAUAUUGACGGUCUUGAGAGCUUAAAGAUUGCAGCUCAAAAAGGUCAUAAGGAAGCGAUAUAUGUAUAUGGAAUGAUUUUAUUGUGUUCUGAAGAUCACGACUCAAGAAAAAUGGGAAUUGAACAUAUGCGUUUUUUGAGAAAGUCGAAGUGUAUUAUGAGUUCAAGAAGGAAUGUACAAAACUUCAUAGACUCUUUGUGGAAAAAUGAUGGCAUGCUGGUGCGCAAUCAAACUCCCAUAUGCAACUCUCAGGGUAUGUGUCAUGGUUGGAGAGUCAAAGAUGGUCGAUGGUCUUUAUUGGAUGAUGAAGACGAUGAUACAAAAUUGUGUGAAAAUUGUAGAUGGGAUUAUGAAUUAGAUUUCUUUUAUAAAUUAUUGAAUGUUCAUUAG